UCCUCCCUGAGUGACUUCCGGCAGGGAGGGUUCGGCCCCCAGAGAGGGUGGGGAGAUGACACAGUUGUUCCCCCAGCCCUGGCGGGGCGGGCAGCAUGGUUCACUCCAGCAUGGGGGCUCCAGAAAUAAGAAUGUCUAAGCCCCUGGAGGCCGAGAAGCAAGGUCUGGACUCCCCAUCAGAGCACACAGACACUGAAAGAAAUGGACCAGACACUAAUCAUCAGAACCCCCAGAAUAAGACCUCCCCAUUCUCUGUGUCCCCAACUGGCCCCAGCACAAAGAUCAAGGCUGAAGACCCCAGUGGCGAUUCAGCCCCAGCAGCACCCCUGCCCCCCCAGCCGACCCAGCCUCAUCUGCCCCAGGCCCAACUCAUGUUGACGGGCAGCCAGUUAGCUGGGGACAUACAGCAGCUCCUCCAGCUCCAGCAGCUUGUGCUUGUGCCAGGCCACCACCUCCAGCCACCUGCUCAGUUCCUGCUACCGCAGGCCCAGCAGAGCCAGCCAGGCCUGCUACCGACACCAAAUCUAUUCCAGCUACCUCAGCAAACCCAGGGAGCUCUUCUGACCUCCCAGCCCCGGGCCGGGCUUCCCACACAGGCCGUGACCCGCCCUACGCUGCCCGACCCGCACCUCUCGCACCCGCAGCCCCCCAAAUGCUUGGAGCCACCAUCCCACCCCGAGGAGCCCAGUGAUCUGGAGGAGCUGGAGCAGUUCGCCCGCACCUUCAAGCAGCGCCGCAUCAAGCUGGGCUUCACGCAGGGUGAUGUGGGCCUGGCCAUGGGCAAGCUCUACGGCAACGACUUCAGCCAGACGACCAUUUCCCGCUUCGAGGCCCUCAACCUGAGCUUCAAGAACAUGUGCAAACUCAAGCCCCUCCUGGAGAAGUGGCUCAAUGACGCAGAGACUAUGUCUGUGGACUCAAGCCUGCCCAGCCCCAACCAGCUGAGCAGCCCCAGCCUGGGUUUCGAUGGGCUGCCCGGGCGGAGACGCAAGAAGAGGACCAGCAUCGAGACAAACGUCCGCUUCGCCUUAGAGAAGAGUUUUCUAGCGAACCAGAAGCCUACCUCAGAGGAGAUCCUGCUGAUCGCCGAGCAGCUGCACAUGGAAAAAGAAGUGAUCCGCGUCUGGUUCUGCAACCGGCGCCAGAAGGAGAAACGCAUCAACCCUUGCAGUGCGGCCCCCAUGCUGCCCAGCCCGGGGAAGCCGGCCAGCUACAGCCCCCAUAUGGUCACACCCCAAGGGGGCGCGGGGACCUUACCGUUGUCCCAAGCUUCCAGCAGUCUGAGCACAACAGUUACUACCUUAUCCUCAGCUGUGGGGACGCUCCACCCCAGCCGGACAGCUGGAGGGGGUGGGGGCGGGGGCGGGGCUGUGCCCCCCCUCAAUUCCAUCCCCUCUGUCACUCCCCCACCCCCGGCCACCACCAACAGCACAAACCCCAGCCCUCAAGGCAGCCACUCGGCUAUCGGCUUGUCGGGCCUGAACCCCAGCACGGGCCCUGGCCUCUGGUGGAACCCUGCCCCUUACCAGCCUUGAUGGCAGCGGGAACCUGGUGCUGGGGGCAGCUGGCGCAACCCCGGGGAGCCCCGGCCUGGUGACCUCGCCGCUCUUCUUGAACCAUGCUGGGCUGCCCCUGCUCAGCACCCCGCCUGGCGUGGGCCUGGUCUCAGCAGCAGCUGCGGCCGUGGCAGCCUCCAUCUCCAGCAAGUCUCCUGGCCUCUCCUCAUCCUCUUCAUCCUCCUCCUCCUCCUCCUCCACUUGCAGCGAGGUGGCCGCACAGACCCCUGGAGGCCCAGGGGGGCCCGAGGCAGGGUCCAAACCUGAGUGAGGGCCAGCCAUGCCUCCCCUCCCAUUCCUCUGAUCCCUGCCUUGGUCCCUCACCUGGGAAGAGGGCGAGGAGGCCAGUGGUGGGGACACAGAGGGUCCUCAGAGCAGAGUGACAAGGGAGGAAAGACCAAAAAAACCAACCAAAAAAAAAAAAAAAAAAAGAAAAAAACUAACCAACCAACAAAAGAGAAGACCAAAAAUAAUCACAACAGAAACCAGCUGCCCCAAAGGAACCAGAGGUGAAAAACAAACAAACAAAAAAAAACAAAAACUAACCAAAAAAAAACCCCACAAAAUCAAACAAACCAAAAAACCAGUCGCGAGCCAGACCUCAGCGUGCUCACCCUCACUGCUACAACGCCAAAUAAGAACCCCAGCCAGGGGCGGAGAAGCCUCCAGCAGGUCAGACCUCAUGCCACCGAGCCCUGGCUGUGGGACCAACCCCCAACCCUGCCUCCCCCCAUGGGGGCUACAGAUGGAAAAAGAGAAGAUGCCAGCUUCCUAGUCCCGGCCCCCAGCCUGGACCAGCGAAGACAGGGCACAGCCUGGGCAGAUGGGCUGGGGCUCAGCACCACCCACCAAAUGUUCUUUUCCAGAAGGUGAAAGAGAAAGGGCCUGAACAACCUUACACCAAAUAUUCAGUAGCUUCAUCCAAAGGAUGUACAGAAUUUUUAGCAUUGUGUUCAACAGAAUGUGUCCCUACCAUGUGUCCCCCUCUCCCCUGGCCCCCAGCUCUCCCCACCUGGGCAGGGGGGCUCGCUUUAACCUCCUGCCUCCCCCCAGCCAGGGGAGAGUUCAAGAGAAGGCCUGGGGACAACUUUUCAUCCCUUGUUCCUCCCUCUUUUCCCCUUUGAAAGGUGGGCUAGGCCAUUUUGCCAAGUUCUAGCUCUCACAAGUCCCUCCUCAACCCUGUCACCCUCCUCUGCUCUGGAAGCGACUCCCUCCCCAUCUUAUGGGAAGGUGGAAGUUUCAGGCUAGAGGGGAUGAAGGCAUUCAGUUGAGGGCGUUCAGUUGUCUUUUUCCAUCCUGUCUGUUUCCCUGAAAAAAAAAUUCAUAUUCCAGUGCCUAUCCGUGGGAUCCUUCACGUUCUUUGACAUUAACCAGAAACCAAAAAGAGAACUCACCUUGCUUUUCCCACCCCGUGCCCCUCUGGUACUGGCAAAUGCCUCUCCCUCCCCCCCACAUGCACACACGCACACACCCCAGUGGUGGGGUUCCUCGAGAUGGCAUCCCCAUCAGGGUCCAUGUGGUGGGACAGUGCCACAGCCUGUGGUCCCCAUCUGAGAGGGUGUGGUGGUGGCCACCAAUCCCACAAGACCUCCACAAGUCUUGGCUGGGCCCUGUGUUUGACUAGCCCUGGACACAUCUCCACUGACGACGGACAGAGGAGAGACGCCACUGGGAGCCACCCUGCCCUCCUGCUAUUGUGGAGGCCAACAAAGUUUUGAACCAAAAACCAAAAAAACAGAAACAAUAAAUUUAAACUAGAAAAAAAGAAUUUAUAUAUAUAUAUAUACACACAUAUAUAUAUAUAUAUAUAUAAAAGGGAAAGAAGAUGAGGACUCUUCAAGAAUAAGACGGAACCGCGAGGUGGAGCCAAGCCCCUGCACCGGUGGCCCUUGUUCCCCAAGGCGGACAGAAGGACGGAUGCUUCUUUCUCUUCACAAAUACCUCAUGGACGUCGUCUUUGGGAAAGCCGGAGGGGGCAGCUAGGGCAGGGCCUGUCCCUCGGCCAGGGCAGAUAGAAGCAGGUGGGUGGGGCUGAGAGAGGGUGUCAGGGACAGCGGUGAAGAACCCCAAACUCCCCCACCCAGAUCAACUGAAAAAGCUUUAAAAAAAGAAAGACAGGAAAAAAGGGAGUAAGAAAGCAAAAAGAACAGAUGAAGGAAAACUUAACAACUUUCCGGUGGUUUGAUUCCUCCUUUGAUUUCUUUUUCGGUUCUCUUUUGUCUGUCCUCUCUCCUCCUCUCGUUCCUCUCUUCUCCCUCCUUCCUCUCUCCUCCCUCUCCCUUUGCUCUCCUCUCUCCUCUCAUAAUCUUGUUCUUUCUGUGUCUCUCCUCAAACCAAAGUGUUGCAGUGAAGGACACGAGCCAUUGAAAUCAGGGUGGGGCCUGACAGCCACAGUGUGGCCCCCGCCCCUCGCUGGGCAGGAGCAGAGAGAGGGGAGAGCCCUGAGACCACAGGGCUUUGGCCUGGGCAGCUUCCACUUUCUGCCGGACACUCCAAGGAGAGGCAGAUGGAGCCCCAGGCCUCAGCGUUCUCUUUUUUCCUUGUCUCCCUUCUCCCACCCGGGAAAUGAAACUGUUGGGCUGGGCCACGGAGGCAGCAGAGACUCGGCCAUUGCAGGGGCCUCCGGGUGCCUUGUCCGGGCAGUGGUGGAGUAGCCGCCCCUCCCACCCCUGGCACGAUGGGGCCUGGCACCUUGUUGACCCAUCCUCGCCGGAAUGUAAGCAUCUCCGCUGAAUGACUCCCUGCCCUUACCCUACCUCUGAGUUUGUCCAUGUUUAUUUCCUGAAGAGAGAAGGGACUGGCAAGAGGGCUUGGGCCCCAGCCCAAGGGUGGAGAGGGGGCCAAGGGCUCCUGACCAAAUAGGAAGGACAUUUGAGCAGAGCAAAAUGAAAGGAAUUACAACCAAAAACCCCCUCCGAGAAGACAGGCAGCAUGGAAGGCAUGGUGGAGAUGACUCAAACAAAAACUAUGAUUCUAGACCAAAAAGGAAAAAAAAAAAAAAAAAGUAAAGAAAAUCCAGGACUCACCACCACCCACUUCAUCCUGCUUCCUCCCCAUCAAGUCCCACCACCUGGGACCUCUCCCCACCCCAGUAUGGGGUAGUGGGGCAAAGAGAAGAGGAGGAGCAGGGGGCAGGGAUGGGGCAGAUGCCCUGACGUUGGUGGAGGGACCCCUGUGCAGCCAGGGGUGCUGGGGACCCUCCCCAUCCAACCCUCACACCUAGGAAAAGAAAAACAAGAAAAAAGAAAAUUCCUGGGAGGGGGAAAAAUAACCAAAUCCCAAGCUUUAACUACAGCUGUGAAACCAAAUAUUGGGAAGGGGGUAGGAGGGAGGGAGGGGCAGGUGAGCCCCAGGUCUCCCCCCUGGGCCCCCCUCCCCCGAGGACUCGAGAUAAGGCACCAAAUACCUCAUAGAACUUUAAUGUUAAAAAAAGGAAACCAAAUAUCGUUGGCUGGGGGCCAGCCAGGGCAAGGGGCUGGGGGGCUGGAGGGAGCCAGGGUUGGGAAGGUGAUGGGGGAAUUCAUGCCCCCCACCCCCAUCUGCCUCUUCCACUCUGGUCCCCCGUCUCGACUCCGGGAAACAAAACUAUCUCAUCGUUUUUAUUUUGUGGUCUGUACAGAGCCUGUGUCCGUGUGUCUGUGUGUGAGCGAGAGAAUUGGAGGGCAGGGGAGCUUUAUGUGGGGGAUGGGGAGGGAAACCCCAGGCUAGGCUAUGGGCUAGGUUAGAUGGCCGAGGUUGGGAGCUGAGGGCCUGGGCUGGAAAGAGAGGAGAGAUGAGUGGAUUGGAGCAGUGGGGAGCCCUCUGAAUUUCUCUUCUCCCCAACCUUGACCUCCUACUUAAGGGAGGGACAGAGACUGGGUCUACCCUAAUGGUAGGCCUUUUCAUUGUGCCAAAAAAAAAAAAAAAAAAA
This is a messenger RNA of Piliocolobus tephrosceles (Ugandan red Colobus), 5466 nucleotides long. RefSeq names its product POU class 2 homeobox 2 (gene POU2F2). Gene Ontology annotation, cellular component: nucleus. The transcript is spliced from 14 exons. Lineage: Eukaryota; Metazoa; Chordata; Mammalia; Primates; Cercopithecidae. Gene Ontology annotation, molecular function: RNA polymerase II cis-regulatory region sequence-specific DNA binding; DNA-binding transcription factor activity, RNA polymerase II-specific. Bases 96 to 1535 code for a protein of 479 amino acids. Gene Ontology annotation, biological process: regulation of transcription by RNA polymerase II. The record is from RefSeq and is a predicted model, not a curated record.